AUGGAAGACCUACGCAUCACGCUGGACACCAAACCCGGCGCCUCUCUCCAUGCCUCUAUCCUUCGCCCAGCCGGUGAUGAUCACAAGGGCAACCCGCUCUCCAACACCCUUAUCGUCUUUCUCAACGGUCUCGCUCUCCCCAGCGCUGGCUGGUCCGGGGUUAUUGAGCGUUUGAUCGCUCUGCACAAAGAGCACGGGCAACCGGUGCCAACUCUCUUCUCCUACGACCGUUACGGUCAGGGGAAGUCUGAUCCAGACCCUUCCGACAAGGAGUCGGACUUGCCCUACGGCCAUGAUGCCCGCUCCGUAGUCGCCGAUCUCCACCAGCUUCUGACCCAAGUUGUCCAAAGCGAACUAUCUCACCGGCCACAGAACGACGGCGGCGAACAGGAGGCGGACCUUCGGCUUGUUCUAGUGUGCAAUUCUAUCGGAUGCCCCCUGGCCCGUCUCUUCGCCGCCGAGCAGCACAGCAGGAGGCAGAAACAGCAGCCCAGUUUCCACAUCGCAGCCUACCUUUUCCUGGACUCUAUGAUCGCCAACACAGAUUUCGUCUCCCUCUUCCCCGACCCCGACAGCGAGGAUUUCGGCAACGAAACCGACCUCCCUUCGGGUGUCACACUCACCGACCUGCGCCACGCCCGCGCCCAGUUCCGCCGCUUCUUCCAUCCGACUGUGCCGAACCAGGAGCGCUUUGACCGGCGCGGUAUGCGCCAGUUGCUCCCGGAUGCUGAUCAGCCUCCUCUACCCUCUUAUGCUGGCGCGGGGGGCGAGAGUCUCCCGCCGCUGCUGACGGUGGUGGGCCAUGACUGGGAUGAGUUUGCGAGGCAGAGCGAGCAGCCCCCUUUUACCGUCUCUAGCGCUAUCACCAACUCAUACAUGAACACGGCCUGGGGCGCCUACAACGAGGGGCUGACCCGUCUCGUACCGGUCACCAGCCAGGGUAGCCCCCAAGAAGUCAAGAUCGCCAAGGGCUGCGGUCAUUUUGUACAGAAGGAUGACCCAGGUUUUGUAGCAGCCGAGAUCAACGGCAUUCUCGACGCGUUGGUGAGCCGUGGGCAGUAG
Messenger RNA from Dichotomopilus funicola, 1062 nucleotides. RefSeq lists its product as uncharacterized. The coding region runs from base 1 to 1062 and encodes 353 amino acids. The transcript has 2 exons. NCBI's taxonomy places the organism in Eukaryota, Fungi, Ascomycota, Sordariomycetes, Sordariales, Chaetomiaceae. The record is from RefSeq and is a predicted model, not a curated record.